AUGUCGAGGGCCUCGCCCCGCCAUGAUGCGACCGCUCAAGAGGGGACGCAACCCGAACCGCUACCCAACUAUGUCAGUCGAGGCCCUCGUCGCCAGUUCGUUCAACUCGCGUGCGAGCGGCUGCUUUCGAGCACGGGGCGCUACAUCAUUGCCAGGACGAUUCAGCUGAUCAUCUUCACCUUUGCACUCGAUCGUUUGACGCCCGUAGAAACUCGGGGAAAAGCUGGGGCAGGGCUCGUUUGGGAGCGUGUACCGGGCGCUCAACUGGCACACAGGAGAGACCUGCGCGGUCAAGCAGAUCGGUCUCACCAACAUCCCAAAGGCGCAAUUACCUGACAUUAUGGUAAGCAUCGAAUGCAGAAAUUCUCACCUCUAGUCUUUGUCGCUGUGACCUGACCAACUUCGCGUUUGGCUCUGCUCCGCUUCGCGCCACAGUCCGAGAUCGACUUGCUCAAGAAUCUGCACCGUGAGGAUCUGACGUUGUCAGACAGCCGCGCCCGCUCGAGCGAUAUGAAGCAUCUGACCUUCGUUGGGGCGACUCACAGACCCCAACAUCGUCCAAUACCGUGGAUUCGUCAAGACGAACGACUCGCUGUACAUCAUCCUGGAAUAUUGCGAGAACGGCUCGCUGCACGCCGUCACGAAAAAGUUUGGCCGCUUCCCCGAAUCGCUCGUCGGGCUUUACAUUCUCCAGGUCCUGCACGGGCUCAUGUACCUCCACGAGCAAGGCGUCAUCCACCGGGAUAUCAAAGGCAGCAAUAUAUUAGCCACCAAAGAGGGAUCAAUCAAGCGUCAGUCCUUUGUUCUGCGCAUUCUCUCCGUCGAGCGUAACUCAGCAUCUGACAAGUCUUCCAAUUCUCUUGUCAAGUCGCCGAUUUUGGUGUCGCAACCCGUGCCGGUGGUCCCUCGGAUUCAGACGUCGUCGGCUCCCCGUAUUGGAUGGCACCCGAAGUGGUCGACCAAUCGGGCGCUACGACGGCCUCUGACGUUUGGUCUCUCGGAGCCCUCGUCAUCGAACUUGUGACCGGGAAACCACCCUACCAUUUCCUCGACCCGAUGCCUGCCCUCUUUCGAAUUGUCAAUGACGACUGUCCGCCAAUACCCGAGGGCGCAUCUCCGGUCGUCAAGGAUUUCUUGCUUCAAUGUUUUCAAAAGGACGCCAAUUUGAGGAUCUCGGCCAAGAAGCUGUUGAGACAUCCGUGGAUGCUGAGUGCCAAACGACAGGUUGAGCAGACGCGGAGGGACCAGAGCAAUGAGGCGUCGACUAGACCCUUGAGUGGCUACUCGGAGUCGGUGCAGAAGGUACAGGAAUGGAAUGAGGCUAUCAAGGGUGAGCUGUGCUGAAUGGCCUUGUGUUCUCACUCAAGCGCUGAUUUGACCUCCUGUGUCCCUACAUUGCUACAGUUGACCCACACCCCUAUCGGCCACAACAACCUCGGCCGUCUAGACCGCCCGCCGACGAGUCACAUCGGAGAGCGAGCGUCGAUCUUAAUUCUGUGCUACAGACAAGACCGACGCCUUCAGUGCCGACACCGCUCCCUACGGCUCAGUCUUUGUUCGCCGUUGCCCAACCCGCUUUGCGCUUGCCUGCCAACCGACAGGAAGAGCCUGACGAUAACUGGGACAACGAUUUUGAAGACGAUAUCUCAAUAGCAAAAAUCGGAUGUGAGAUGGUGCCCGCUGUGCGUCGUCUUUGGCCCAUGAGAUUGACGCUUUGUGUGUUACCUCGCAGUGCUCGACAAGGACAGCAAUUCUUCGAGCGCCCGGUUCCCCGACACUCACGACGAUGAUGACGAGAGUGGCAACUCGGCUACGCUCAGGCCACCGUCCCGCCCCUCUCUCGCUGUAGAUGUGAAGGCCAUGCCGCCCAUCGUUGAAGAUUACUCGGAUUUGGUAUGCGACGAUGAGGCAGCCUUCGAAGGGCGAGUCCUCAGCUUGCAGGUAAGUGCUCGAGGGCCUGGGAUUCACAGAUAGAAGUGAUCAGAACGCCGAGCGAUCGUUCACCUACAGGCUCAAAUCUUCUCGAAGAAGCGAAUUCUCCACCCGAAGGACAUCUCCGACUCGGUGCUCAACACCCAGGUACUCACACCCCCUCCCGCCUCGCCAGGAGCCGAAAGGAGUGCAUCGCUCAGGGGGACCACCCGCCGCCCUCUCGCUCCCCUCAGCAAUGCCGUUUCUUCACCAGCUUGGAGCGGCUCAGCGACACGAUCCGACCCGACUUGCUACGAGAGCAGCCCCGUGGAUGCGACUCGUCGGACCAUGGAAAAGUACAGCGAGGUUGGGAGCGAGGAUUACUCGGAUCUGUUUGGGAAAGUCACAAGCGCAAGCGAGAAUGGCAUAACCACGGCGGAGUCGUUGCGUUUGGCAACGAGGCUGUCUUCGAAAUCCUGGGUGAGUUACGAUUGCUCGCGUUGUCGCUGGAUAUCCCAGCAAGUCGAUCUAAUACGCGACGUCUUUCCAGCUGGGAGAUGUCGACAGCGACGAGGAAGACCCAUUCGCCGAAGUGGACCUCGCAAACGACAUCGAGAGCGGUAGUUUCGAAGCUAAUAUCGCACGGGACAAGCACGCACGUCUAUGCGACGUCGUCAGCGAUCUCAUCGAUGCGAUAUCUGCUGAACACGACGAAGUCACCUUGCGCGAGCUUUCCCUCGAUCUGAUCACGAUUUUGGAAGAAUCGGUUGAGGUUCGGGCGCACUUCACACAAGCCCAUGGAAUGCUUACGGCGAUCGAGUUGUUGCGGGUCACGCGCUCGCGCGAGGUUAUUGCGAUCUUGUUGAGGGUCGUCAAUCUGGUCAUCUCGUCCGAUCCACCGAUUUUGGAGAAGAUCUGUGUGAGUUGUAGCAUCUACGUUCUUCACAGCGAGGUGAACGCGGACUGAAUGAGCUGAAUCGGCUCUCUCAGCUCGUCGGUGGUUGUCCCGUCAUGAUGGUCUUCGCGUCGAACCGAUACUCGCGCGACAUUCGACUUGAGGCAGCACUCUUCGUGGGCUCGGUUUGUCGAACGUCGUUGCUCACGCUCCAGAUGUUCAUUAGUUGCUGUGGUCUGCGAACACUGGUAACGAUGCUCAUGGAUGAGAGCUGUGAGUUCACUCUCGACCGCUCUCGUCGAACUUGAGAUGACCUAAUCGUGAUUGCGCUAUAACAGAUGAGGAGGGUAAAGAUCUUGUCUGGAUGGCCGUGGACGGGAUCAGUCGCGUCUUUGAGAUGCAGGUGAGUCAUAGUCAAAUGGGAUCAACUUAGGCGCUCGACUGAUGCUCGUGACGGCUUGAUUCGUCUAGUUCGCCACGCCUCGCACCGACUUUUGUCGCAUAUUUUCGCAAGAAGGGCUGCUGGAACCCCUGUCGAGUGCGCUGAUCAGCGUCGCCACGGACGAAGACGAGCUGGCUGAGAGUGCACGGGCCAAGAUCGUUAGGAUCUUCCUGCUCUUCGCACAAGCGGAUCACAAGAUCGCCUCAGCUGUUGCGCAACGAGUAGUGGUAUUGCGUGAGUUUCCACGGGAUCCAUUUGCGAUUCCCCAAUCCGUGCUGAUUCGAGUCUGCUCUGUCGGAGAAGGGUUGAUCAAAGCCGUCGGCUUACUGUCCGAGCAAGUGGAUCUGCUCGCGAUCUUACUCAAGACGAUCAAGCAUCUGACCAUGAUUCCGAGCGCGCUCGAGGUGCUCCAAAACGCCAAUGCGAUCGAGGUGCUCGUGCGCGUGCUCUCUCGACAGAUGGAGGGCAAGCUUGCUGCUGUGAGUCUCAGUCAGCGUCGUUUUCGUAAUGGGCAUUGUGCUCAUGAUCAUUCGGAGAACUUAGGAGGUACAAAACCACGUCGUCAACGCGCUCUUCAACCUUUGUCGACUCAGCAAGGCCCGACAAGAGGAGGCAGCGUCUGCAGGGGCCAUCCCUGCGCUCAAGAUGCUCGUUGCGGGCAGUUCGCCUCUCAAGCAAUUCGCUCUACCGAUUCUUUGCGAUUUUGCUCAUGCGAGCAAGACUUGUCGGAGACUGUGAGUGACCUGUGCCUUUCGCGGUUUGAUGACUCUCGGUCAGUCUGCUCACGAACGUGUCUCGGAUUCGACAGUCUCUGGCGCUACGACGGUCUCAAGUUCUAUGUCGGAUUACUCCACGAUCCAUUUUGGUCCAUCGCCGCGAUGGACUCGAUUCUCUCUUGGUUACUUGACGAACCGGCGCGUGUCGAACAGUGCUUGCUCGAACCUUCCGCCGUCCAGUCGCUCAAUCAUCUGUUCUGUACAGCUAAGAGUACGGCCUUUGAUGCGCAUCUUGAACCUCUCAAUAAGGUCAGUCAUACGCAAAAGUCUAUCAUGGCCUUGAGCUUGGAAGCUCACAAGGUACGCAACCCAACAGAUUCUCCGCACUUCGACACCCCUCGCGGCCAAACUCGCUGCGCAGCACGGCUUCUGGAAACGCGUGAUCGACCGUCUAGGCCGGACAAGCAAAACGAUUGCCCGACUGAACCUCUUGCGCCUCGCCAAAACGGCCUGGGAAGCUCUUUCAAUUGAUCGACAAGAACGCGAACGCGUCGCGACGUUGUUGGGUCCUGCGGUAGCUAGACUGGCCAAUCACGAUCAGGCGAUCUUGGUGAAGGAGUUGGCGAAGGAGUUGGGAAAGGAUCUGAAGAGGGUUAGGGAUCGGCAAUUGAGAGGAGGCGUGGGGUUGGGGGUUAGGAAGUUGAGGAGGACUGCUUCGGAUGGGGCGGCGAUGUUGUUCCUGUCCAAGGCGGGGGCUGGCUUGGCGUCGACUACGUCAAGCGCCGGGAGCAGUGAGCUACGGUCGACGCCGUCGACUUCUUCACCGAGGAUAUCGGGUGCGGCAACGCCUCGCUCGACGAGCUCGGGUACACCUCGGACAACGUCGGAUCACCGCCGAUACAGCUCGCUUGCGCGUCGCGAUCCGACCUCGACUCGUUCGCCCUUACCCUGA
Molecule: messenger RNA, 4916 nt
Organism: Microbotryum saponariae
Lineage: Eukaryota; Fungi; Basidiomycota; Microbotryomycetes; Microbotryales; Microbotryaceae
Source: the annotation of a GenBank genome assembly